AAUAACUUACAGGUGUCUUUAUAUGUAAGUGCAUAAGCAUUCUUUAGACAACAGUGAUUCUGUAUGAAUUUUAAAGCAUUGUUUUGUGUGUGUUUGUGCGUCCAUGUACAUAAGUAUAUGCGUGUCUAAAUACGUACGUGUGUUUGUGUAUAAGCUAGACGUGAACAUUUAAACUUUUGCCAUUAACUGCUCCAACUUUAUAUCCGCUGUGUUAGUAUACCAUCUCUGCCUGCUUAACUGAGUUGGACUUGGACUAUUGUUGAUUCGUAUCGACAGUUUUCACUGGAUUUUUCAUUUAAUUCCGACCAUUAAACAGUCAUCGAUAUUAAAAUUAUGUUGCAACGUAUUGAUCAACUUAAAAACAUCUAUGAGAUCCUGUGACAAGAAUAUUUGCCAAUAGAAUAAAGAAAAGUUUUAUCCUAGACGUAGAGGAGAGAAAAGUGAUCAACGCUUAGCGAAGAAAACUUAGUAUAACGAUUGAUUUCAGUACAACAACAAGUUUCAAUCAAACCGACAAACUGUCGACAUUAUCGAUAAGAAACUUUUCGGCAAAUAUGCUGAACAAUCUUGGGGCCAAUGUAUUAGGUCCCAAGGAUUGUGAUAUACCGAAGGCGGCAUUGUCGGCUUUGCAUGCCGGCGUCAAUAGCUUCGGUCAGCUAACGAGUGUCGCCAACCAUCCGACGGCGGAGAUUUCUCUAAAUGGUUCUGGAGCCCGUUUGCAUGUCUCCGCUAAUUUAUGUGAAACCACAAAUCCCAUUAAUAACAAUAAUAACGGCGGUGGCGGUGGCGGUGGCGGCAAUCACAAUAACCAGAAUAAUAACAACAAUAAUAACAACGUUAGCCAUAAUAGCAAUAACAAUAUGCAACAACAGGAUCAGGGUUUCUAUUCAUUGCAGAAUUGCGAUAAAAACACUAAACAGAAACGGCAUCGUACACGAUUCACUCCAGCGCAAUUAAAUGAGUUGGAAAGAUGUUUUUCAAAAACCCAUUAUCCCGAUAUAUUUAUGCGCGAAGAGAUUGCCAUGCGUAUCGGUUUAACCGAAUCGAGAGUACAGGUGUGGUUUCAAAAUCGUCGAGCCAAAUGGAAGAAACGCAAGAAGACUACUAAUGUCUUUCGUACACCCGGAGCUUUACUGCCCUCUCACGGUUUACCGCCAUUCGGAGCAAAUAUCACGAAUAUAGCUAUGGGUGAAAGUUUAUGUGGGACCGGUAUGUUCGGCGGUGAUCGCUGGAGUGUUGGCGUUAAUCCCAUGACAGCCGGUUUUGGUCAAUUAAAUCAAUCUUCUACGCUUUCAUCUUCAUUAAAUAGUGGUUUAAAUUCUGGUAUAAAUUUAGGUUCCGCCAUGGGUGCUGGUAGUUAUCAACAUUAUGGAUUAAAUGCGUUAGGAGAUUCCAUGAUGUAUCAGCAUAGUGUUGGUGGCGGUGGAGUGGGUUGUGUAGGAAAUGGCUCACCUACUGCUACUACACCGCCAAAUAUAAAUUCUUGUUCUUCAGUGACACCGCCACUGUCCAACCAACCGAAUACUAGUCAAAAUGAAAUGAAUGGUGAAAUGAGCGCUCAACCUCAUCAUCAGCAACAACCACCGCCGCCUCAAAAUAACCCUCAACAACAGCAAAGUCACCAGCAUGAAACGAAAUAUCAUCAUCAAACUCAACAACAACAACAGCAGCAGCAACAGCAAACAUCACAACAGCAACAACAUCACACAGAUACUAGUACUGAUGGUAAUAUUAAUAAUCAAGUAUCUGCCGGUCAUCAACAAUUGUUACCGCACUGUCAUCAAUCGAUGCAAUCGCCGACAGAUGGCUCUAAUGAAGAUGAUGUCUGGCGCGGUCAUAGUAUUGCGGCUUUGAGGAGAAGAGCUUCCGAAUUGAAUGCCACCGCCUCUAUACCGUCGUACUUACAUCAUGCCGCAGCCGCUCAUAAUAGUUACGAACAUCAUAACUCGGUCUACUGAAAUUUAUUGAAAAGCUUUGAGAGCUUUUCCGACUAUGGGUUUCCGAACCAUGACUUUUAAAAAAAGAAAGCAAAAAGAGAAACAAAAAACAAAAGUCUCACGAAUAAUUAUACCCAAAGGAAUUAUAAAUAUAGAAAAAGCCACCGGGGCUUGAAAAAUAGAAGAUAAAAGCCCUGUAGAUAACUAGCAAAAUACUUUGAAAGAUUUUUUUUUUUUUUUUUAUUAAAACUGUUCUCAACUAAUCCAUAAUCCAUAAAAUACAAUGAAUUUGGUUAGUGUUCCCGUGCAAAAGCUUUUAAAGACUAUUCGU
Glossina fuscipes is the source of this 2268-nucleotide messenger RNA. It is a transcript of the gene otp, whose product is annotated as homeobox protein orthopedia. The transcript is spliced from 8 exons. Gene Ontology annotation, molecular function: DNA-binding transcription factor activity, RNA polymerase II-specific; DNA binding. Bases 555 to 1958 code for a protein of 467 amino acids. NCBI's taxonomy places the organism in Eukaryota, Metazoa, Arthropoda, Insecta, Diptera, Glossinidae. The record is from RefSeq and is a predicted model, not a curated record. Gene Ontology annotation, biological process: regulation of DNA-templated transcription; neuron differentiation.